AUGGAUGAUGACAAUUCGAGUUCCAAUGAUAUAGAUGAUAUUAUGGAGCUCAAGGGAUGGUUAAAGAAAAAGUCGCUCGGUGAAAAAAAGUGGGUCAAACGUUAUUUAGUACUUCGCGAGAAUAAUUUGACAUUAUAUUUUGAUGAAACAUGUAAAGACGCAGAUACAACAUAUCAACUAUCCUCGAACACAACAGUAGAACAAAUUGUCGAUAAUAACACUCCAAAAUUCAUGCUAACCAUCGAAGGACAAGAUCCAAUUACAUUUUCAACGGAUACCUCCGAAAAUGUGCAAAAAUGGAUCACAGGAAUCCGAAGUUCAUUUGAAUCCUCACCUGUUCUGUCCAUGUCUUCCUUCGACAUCCUUCACGUUCUUGGAAGAGGCGCUUUCGGAAAAGUUAUGCUCGUCAGACAUCGGUCCAGCAUGAAGUUAUACGCUAUCAAAUCAAUCCAAAAGAGGAAACUACUUGACGCGAUGAAGUCACAUACAGUUAUUGCAGAAAGAAAUAUACUUAUGAAGGCACAUCACCCUUUUAUCGUUCAAUUAUUCUUUGCCUUUCAAAACCCAUCGAAAUUCUACCUCGGAUUAGAAUAUGUUCCCGGUGGUGAACUGUUUUACCAUCUCACGAAACGUGGAACAUUCCCAAUCAACGAAGUUCGUUUAUAUUCAGCUGAAAUCGCAUUAGCAUUAUCAUACUUACAUAGCAUCGGUAUCAUUUACAGGGACCUCAAACCGGAAAACGUCAUGCUUGACAGCACAGGCCAUAUCAAACUUACAGAUUUUGGUUUAUCUACAGAAGUCUUCGAACUUGAAGAAUGUGGUGAUUCAUUUUGUGGAACAUCUAGAUAUUUGUCACCGGAGAUGAUAUACAAAAUCAAAUAUACACAUAAAAUCGACUGGUGGUCACUUGGAAUUUUGAUGUACGAAAUGAUUGUCGGACAUCCUCCAUUUGAUUCACAAAACAGGAGUCAGUUGUAUAAUGAUAUCACACACUCCGAUCCUGUUUUCCCAAGUUCUUUUCCAGUUGACGCAAAAGAUUUAGUUUGUAAACUUUUAACUAAGAAUCCAAACCAACGACCAGACUUCUCUGGUAUCAAAGACCACGUUUUCUUCAAAGGAAUCGACUGGGAUAAGGUUUACAACAGAGAAUACCAACCAAACUUUAUUCCAAAGCAAACUACACCUAACUGUGACUCUGUGUUCCUACAGGAGAGUCCAGCAGAUAGUAUUGUAACUGCUACUUCUGCACAAUUUCCAGAUUUCUCAUUCCAAGGUCAAUCAUUAUGCGAUUCAUACCAAGAAUGGGAUUGA
Messenger RNA from Trichomonas vaginalis G3, 1311 nucleotides. Its product is annotated as STKc AGC domain-containing protein. Bases 1 to 1311 code for a protein of 436 amino acids. The transcript has a single exon. NCBI's taxonomy places the organism in Eukaryota, Parabasalia, Trichomonadida, Trichomonadidae. Gene Ontology annotation, biological process: protein phosphorylation. The record is from RefSeq and is a predicted model, not a curated record. Gene Ontology annotation, molecular function: ATP binding; protein serine/threonine kinase activity.